Truncatella angustata is the source of this 1200-nucleotide messenger RNA. Its product is annotated as domain found in IF2B/IF5-domain-containing protein. Lineage: Eukaryota; Fungi; Ascomycota; Sordariomycetes; Amphisphaeriales; Sporocadaceae. Gene Ontology annotation, cellular component: cytosol. Gene Ontology annotation, molecular function: eukaryotic initiation factor eIF2 binding; GDP-dissociation inhibitor activity; translation initiation factor activity. The transcript is spliced from 3 exons. Bases 1 to 1200 code for a protein of 399 amino acids. Gene Ontology annotation, biological process: translational initiation; formation of translation preinitiation complex; formation of cytoplasmic translation initiation complex. The record is from RefSeq and is a predicted model, not a curated record.
AUGGUUGAACUACUUGCCAUCAACCCCAAGAGGGCUGACGACAAGUUCUACCGCUACAAGAUGCCCAGACUCCAAGUCAAGGUCGAAGGAAAGGGCAACGGUAUCAAGACCGUCAUUGUCAACCUGAGCACCGUCGCUCAGUCCCUUGCCCGCCCCGGAGGCCACGUAAUCAAGUGGUUCGGACUUGAUCUCGGCGCUCAGACCAACAUGGAUCCUCCGGAUGACCGCUGGAUCGUCAAUGGCGCUCACGAUGGUGAAACUCUGCAGAAGUCGCUCUUCGUCUUCAUCGAGAAGUACGUCCUCUGUGAUGACUGCGGCAACCCCGAGACCGACCUCAGCAUCAAGGACGAAAUUGUUCGAAAGGACUGCAAAGCCUGCGGUGCCCGCAGCAAGCCCUUGGUUCACUCCAACUUGAUCAACUUCAUCUUGAAGACCCAGUCCAAGAAGGGCAAGAAGUCCAAGACUACCAAGGCUGAGCGACAGGCCGCCCGCAGAGCCAAGCAACUGGCUGACGACGACGAGUUCAUCAAGGCUGCCGCCCAGGUCAAUCACGCGCCCAAGGAGGUCAAGGAUGACGAUUGGUCUGUCGAUAUGUCUGAGCAGGCCGUCAAGGCUCGCCAGAACGCCCUUCCCGACGAGUUCCGUGACAGGCUCGUUCUCGAAGGUGCUGAUGAUGACGACGAUGAAAGCAGUGGUCCCACUGUCUACGAUGAACUUGGCAACUGGAUUCUCGAACAGGCAAAGGCAAAUGGCGUUGACAAUGUUGACGAUAUCGAAAUUUACAAGAAGGCCAAGGAGCUUGGCAUCGAGACCAAGCACAAGACUGUCCUGAUCCUGGCCCAGACGCUCUUCGACCAGAACAUCGUCGCCCAGAUCCCCAAGCGUGCUGGUAUCUUGAAGCAGAACCCCGGCAAAAUCUCCGACCGCCAUGAAAAGGCCUUCCUGGGCGGCAUCGAGUGUCUACUCGCCAAGGAGGGCAAGGAGAACCCCAAGCUACUCAGCAGCGACGUUGUCUCGAACAAGAUCCUCUACCAGCUCUACGAUAAGGAGUUGAUCUCCGAGGAGUUCAUCCGCAAGUGGGGCAGCAAGGCCAGCAAGAAGUACUGUGACCUCAAGACCUCUCGAGCCAUUCGCAAGGCUUCCGAACCUUUCAUUAUGUGGCUAGAUGAGGCUGACGAGGAGUCCUCUGAUGACGAGUAA